Messenger RNA from Scleropages formosus (Asian bonytongue), 4687 nucleotides. RefSeq names its product ADAM metallopeptidase with thrombospondin type 1 motif, 15a (gene adamts15a). Gene Ontology annotation, biological process: extracellular matrix organization; proteolysis. Gene Ontology annotation, molecular function: metalloendopeptidase activity; zinc ion binding. The transcript has 9 exons. The record is from RefSeq and is a predicted model, not a curated record. Bases 16 to 2826 code for a protein of 936 amino acids. Lineage: Eukaryota; Metazoa; Chordata; Actinopteri; Osteoglossiformes; Osteoglossidae.
UACUGUAAAUAAAACAUGUCGAUAUUUAAAUGCGUAAUUUUGGAAUUCAUAUUAUUUAACGGAGUCGUUCUAAGUAUUACAAUCGACGUUUGCUUUCCCGUCCGUUUGGACCAGCACAGCGCGGAGCACAAUUUCGUUCGCAGCUUGGAGGAGACACUUCCGCGCCGCGCACUUUUCCGCAUCCACGCCUUCAAGGAGGAUUUUGUUCUCAAUUUGUCGGCGGACGCCAGCUUCCUCGCUGCCGGCUUCUCGGAGCGGAACUCCGCCGCCGCCGAUCCAGAUGUGAGCCGGUGCUUCUACUCCGGGGAUGUGAACGCCGACAGGGCUUCUUACGCCGCCGUGAGCCUGUGCCGGGGCUUGCAGGGGGCAUUCGGGUACCGAGGCUGGCAGUAUUUCAUCAGCCCGCUGCAGAACCACACCGCGGAACCGGGAGCCCACGUCGUGCAGCGCAGAAGGAGCCCCUCGCAGAGCGGCAACUUCACCUCCAGGUGUGGGGUGGACUCUGAUCACCACCAUGACAUUGCGCAAUCCUUGGAAAGGUAUAAACACCUGAAGGGGAUCAAUAAAGGGAAUUUGACCGAGAGCACUCUGAAAGGUUUUGGCAGGUCCAAAAGGUUUGCGUCGGUUCCCAGAUAUGUCGAGACUUUGGUGGUCGCAGAUGAGUCCAUGGCCAAGUUCCAUGGCGACGACCUUAAACAUUACCUCCUGACCCUCAUGUCAGUCGCUGCCAGGCUUUACAAGCAUCCCAGCAUCCUCAACUCCAUCAACAUUGUGGUGGUCAACUUCAUGGUGAUUAACGAAGCUGACAAAGGACCCAAAGUGUCCGGCAAUGCUGCGCUGACUUUGCGUAAUUUCUGCACCUGGCAGAAGAAAUUGAACAAAAACAAUGACAAGCACCCAGAGUACUGGGAUACUGCCAUCCUCUUCACCAAGCAGGAUUUGUGUGGGGCCUCAACCUGUGACACACUGGGCAUGGCAGAUGUUGGCACGAUGUGUGAUUCCAAAAGGAGCUGCUCAGUCAUUGAGGACGACGGCAUGCCCUCAGCUUUCACCACAGCUCACGAGCUUGGACAUGUCUUCAACAUGCCUCAUGAUAAUGUUAAAGCCUGCGAGGACGUGUUUGGGAAGCUGAGUGACAACCACAUGAUGUCCCCUACAUUGAUCCAGAUUGACCGCAGCAGUCCGUGGUCUGUAUGCAGUGCAGCCAUCAUCACUGACUUUCUUGACAGCGGCCACGGUGACUGCUUGCUGGACCAGCCCCAGAAGGUCUUGGCAUUGCCUGAAGCACUCCCAGGCAUCACAUACACUCUCAACCGGCAGUGUGAAUUGGCCUUUGGCAGUGGUUCCAAACCAUGCCCCUACAUGCAGUCCUGUGCCAAGCUGUGGUGCACUGGCAAGGCCCAGGGUCAGCUAGUGUGCCAGACACGCCACUUCCCUUGGGCUGAUGGCACUAGCUGUGGGGAUGGACAGAUGUGUUACCAGGGCAUCUGCAUGGACAAGGGCAGUGUCACCAGGACUAAGGUGGACGGCCGAUGGGGGAGGUGGGGAGCAUUUGGCACAUGUUCCCGUACGUGCGGUGGAGGGGUGCAGCUGGCAAAGAGGGAGUGCAACAAUCCCAUCCCAGCCAAUGGUGGAAAGUACUGCCAGGGGAUCCGCAUCAAGUACCGCUCUUGCAACUUGGAGCCCUGUCUUGACACAGGUAAAAGUUUCCGAGAGAAGCAGUGUGAAGACUAUAAUGGGGUUAGUCUCAACACCAACCGCCUCACCCCAUCUGUGGUGUGGGUGCCCAAGUACUCUGGGGUCUCCCCCAAGGACCAGUGCAAGCUUAUCUGCAGAGCCAAUGGCACAGGGUACUUCUAUGUCCUGGCUCCUAAGGUAGUGGAUGGCACACCGUGCUCCCCUGACUCCCCUUCAGUGUGUGUGCAGGGAAAAUGUAUCAAAGCUGGGUGCGAUGGAAAGCUUGGUUCCAAGAAGAAGUUUGAUCAGUGUGGUGUGUGUGGAGGGGACAACCGCAGCUGCAAGAAAGUUUCGGGGCUGUUCACUAAACCCAUAUAUGGAUACAACUUUGUGGUCAUGCUUCCCAUUGGUGCCUCCAACAUUGACAUCCGGCAGCGUGGUUACAAGGGCUUGGUGAAUGAUGACAACUACCUAGCAGUGAAGGACAGCCAGGGCAACUACCUGCUGAAUGGAAACUAUGUGGUGUCAGCUGUGGAACGAGACAUCAUGGUCCGUGGUACUUUGCUGCGCUACAGUGGUACUGCCACGGCAGCCGAAACAUUACAGGCUGUCAAGCCCCUUCAGGAGGCUUUAACUGUGGAGGUGCUGUCUGUAGGGAAGAUGACUCCACCUCGCAUUCGCUACUCCUUCUAUUUGGCCAGGGAGACCAAGGAGGAGAGGACCUUGAAGAAGGAGGUCCGGAACCAGGCCCAGAACAGUGUGCUGGUGGAGAAUAACAAGGUAGAGCUGAAGCAGCCACCUUAUGGGAGGCCAGCAAAUAAUAAGUGGGCAGCAGCCAGCUGGGAUGACUGCUCAGUGACCUGCGGAAGUGGAAUGCAAAAGAGGCUGGUGCAAUGUCUGGACCCAGAGGGCCGCACGGCCACAGACUGUGACUCUGCUCUAAGACCUAACGCCAUGCGGCUCUGUGGUGAGCCCUGCCCAGGCUGGGACAUUGGGGAUUGGUCCCCCUGCUCCAAGACCUGUGGGAAAGGAUUCAAAAGGCGGGCACUUCGCUGUAUCACUCCUGUGGGUGAGCUCAGGCCACGUGACCACUGUACAGGCAAGCGAAAGCCUCAGGAGCUGGACUUCUGUACAUUACGGCCUUGCUAACUUCUCUCACACCAACCCCCUCUGAAUGGACACUCAUUUUUCAUCAAGGUAUUUUGGACAAAAUUAAAAGGGAACCAUAUUUAACAAUCCAGAACCAAUUUUGUUCUGGUGUAUCUGCUUGCUACAGUGGAAAAAUGAGAGGAAAAUUAUAUAAAAAGAGCAGCAUUGAAAGGAUUAUUGAAACAAACAACGGAAACAAAGAGGUAAAGAACAAAUUGUAGGGCCCCUUAUUUCAGUUACCGACCUGGAAUUGCCUGCGGAUAAUCUACCUCUCAUCAGAAGCAACUAUUAAACACACAAACACAAAUGCAUGCUACAUGUGAGUAUGUGUGUGAGUGCUAGUUGUAAAUCUGGGUACUGAAAUCCAAAUACUAAACUAUUAGAUAUCAAAAAGUUACUGAGAAAUCACUUACUGGAUACCCCUAACAGUAAUAAUAUUAAAUUAAAAAGUUCAAGAAGUCUGAAAUAGGAACUAAGCACCUCUGCAUUCAAUUGUUUUUCAACUUUAUUCAAAAAAUGAUAGACACAAACAUUUCCAGAGUAGUUAAAAUAAAUUCUCUUUGAGACAGUAGUACAUCAAUAUAGUAUUUUUAAUUUUAAAAUCUAUUUCAUAUUGCAUUAUCACUGGUCAGACAAUCAUCAUGAAUGUGCGGUCAUUAGAAUCCUGGUAUUUUAUUAUUAAAGGCGUAAUACCAAAUUAUUUUUAAGCAGUGUUAAAAGAUAUUACCGAAAAAUUUACUUGGCUCAUUCAGUCAGAAAAGGACUAUGGAGUAAAAAAACCAUUGAGCUUCCUCUUAUUCAGUUACUCAGUUGAGCUUACUUAAUUAUUGUAUACUUCAUUAAAACAUUCUAAAAGUUUAAAAGUCCUUCAUUAGCUUGAAGUAUCUUCAAUAAAGUUAAAACUUCAACUUUUACCUUCUUGUAUACCACAAGUCUAAACACCACAGAAACAUCUAACACAUUUGCACUGUGUUUGCAUUGCCGCCUUUGUGUUUUGACCUGCUCUGGUCUCCUCUGAGCAGCUUGGUCCUGUGCUGAUAAAUAGGACAGAGCCAUUUAGAACUGUAGACCAAAUUACAACAUUUGAAAACCAAAGAACACCUGCUGACUUAAUGAAUACUACAUUUUUAUUAUUUCUAAAUGAAUCUUCCUCUGAUUGUCUAAUGAUGCAACAAAUAUUUUAAAAUACAUUCUAAGUGCAGACAAAAAAGCAGCCAGUGGAAUCACCCGUAAAAAAACAAAACAAACUGUAAAACAAACCAAAAAAAAAAAAAAAACAUGAAACAUAAUGUUCCCUGGUUGUUGAGUAUCUGUUAUUUUUACUUUUGUAACAAGUCUCUUUUGAAAUAAUCAAAUUAUUCCUACAGGGAGUCCAACUGUUGAGUUUCCCAAAAGGCACAUGGGAAAUUGUUAUUUUUUCCAUACCUUCCUCUUCCCUUUCCAAGCCAGAGGUGCAGCUGCUACUAUCGUGCCCUGUCUGGUACAGUUGCCAUUUUCUAAGUUAUUGUGAUUUAAAUAAAUAAAUAUGGCAAAAGGCAUGAUUUUUAUAAUGCUGUACAUGUAUCACCAAGUUGGACCCUCGGUUUCUCAGCUGUACGUGUUCAUCUGUUCUAUAGCUUCUUUAUCAAACUUUGUAAUCAACUACAUAUUGUUUUUUAUUUUGUUUUACUUUUUGCUUUGGUUCGGAGGGACCACAUUUUCCAUCUAACAGAUGGUUCCUUUAUAAUUUGGAAUGUUACGUUUGCUUUUGCGCAUUGUAUAGCAGAAGAACUAAAUGCCUUACACCAGCUGCAUUGUAUACCAUGUAUACCUUUGUACAGCUGUGUACCAAUAAAUAAUGUAAAUACUUAGCAGUAUUUGU